Molecule: messenger RNA, 1827 nt
Organism: Pangasianodon hypophthalmus (striped catfish)
Lineage: Eukaryota; Metazoa; Chordata; Actinopteri; Siluriformes; Pangasiidae
Exons: 10
Coding region: 148-1695 (515 amino acids)
Molecular function (GO): DNA binding
Source: RefSeq, a predicted model, not a curated record
GCGAGCACGCUGCGUGUCCGCGCAUGCGCAGUGCGCCGCUCAGUGGCCGUGUGCAAGGAGGAACUGAGCAGUUUCAGUAAAAUAAACAUCCACAUCUGUGCAACAUCAGCUCCGAGCAGAGACAGAGACAGAGACACACUUCAGAUCAUGUCUUCACACGAUGACUGGGAGACUAAGCUGGAGAUCAGGGCGUGUAGUUUUGAGGCCAGUCCAGCAGGGGGCGACAAACACAGAGCCUGCAGCUCUCCUAAUGACUCCACUGGCAAAAGUGAGACGUCUACAGAAAUCUUUGGCACCGAUCCUUUAAGAACUCUGGGAGAAAUCCUCGCCUACUGUCAGGUUAUGUACGAGGCCAUUCAGAAGCUGGAUGAGAAGUUUGAGCUGCUGCAGGCGAGAGUGACGCACAUUCAGGAAGAUCAGAUACACGUUGAGGAGGAUCAGUCCGAGAUUUACACGCUGGACGAUACAGAGCCCGACCAGAUAAAUGACGAAUCAGCAGAAACGACCUACCAUGUCCUCCAUCACCAAGUUCCUCCCUCGGUUCCUCCAUCUCCUGAAGGUUCAAGAACCCUAGACCUUGUCGUUAGCUCAGAAAAACCCACACACCCCAAACCGUCUCCUCAGAAUCAGCCCCAACAGUCAGGUUCGUCCUCCUCACCAUGUCGAGCUGUGAGAGACGUGCUCUUACAGCAGCGCAACGUUCCAGAAGAUCCUCCCGACACCAACGCUGGACACUCGGCAUCUCCGCAAACCGUGAGGGAAAUCUUACAGCAGCCCCAGAAAAGUCCUGAUCCCCAACGACACAACGCAGCCGCAGGAAGCAGGAAGUUCGUCAUCCCCAGUAGCGUGUUGAUUAUGGCCAGCGCGAUGGCGAGGCCGACGGCGGCCGCUCGCUUCCUCAUGCGCAGCCUUUUCUCCCGUCAGGAGCUGCUGCACGGGAGCAUUAGAGGAUACACGGCUAGAGGAUUAAAAAAACUCAACCCAAACAAAAUCAGCGCCAUACGAGAGUGGGCGCAGAUGACAUUCCCGGAACAUGACCUGCGUGAGAAAGGUAAAGACUGGAAGGCCUGUCUGGCUGUUAUGAACGAAGGCGCCAGACACGUCCGCCUGAAGGACAGAAAGCGUAAGUUUAAAGCGGUGAGAGAUCCGAGUGAACAAGUGGCAUCAGUCCAAGAAUUCAAACCCGCGCCCACUGCCGAGAUCGACGUGGAGCUCUCAGACGGUGACAGCGAUGACCUACAGCAGACGACAGCGCUUAAAAACAAACUCAAAAGAGAGUCUGAUGAAGAGCCGCUGUCGGAAAAUGACUAUUCCUAUGAGCCGGGUGCUCAGGUGUAUCUGGGUCAUCCGGAUCGGGACGUGAAGGUGCCUCAGUUUGCGAUGUACUCAGCGUUACAGAGGCCGAAUCCUCCGCUCGUCGCUCGCUACCUCAUCAGAUUCAUCUUCCCAGAGGAAGUGCUGGUGCAGAGCAACGUGUACGGCAACGCCAAGUACGGCAUCCUGCCUCUGGACCACAACAAGAUCUCAGCACUGAGGGAGUAUCUGUGUGAGCGUUUCCCCUACAUGAAGCUGGACGAGGACGGACCCAACUGGAAGGCGUGUGUCUACGCCAUCAACGGCGCCAUCCGGAAAACCAGACACACUCUGAAGAAAUGUCACAAACAGGCGCGAGAAUCGACCCUGAUGACAUCAUGACCUCGAACAACAACAACAACACAACCGCCUGAUCACUUUGCCAUUUGUAGAGUUUUUUUUUUUUUUUUUUUUUUGCAAGGACUACAUGCAUAAAAAAUACAUAAGCAAUGUUAAUGUCAUUUUAAUUUAUUU